AUGUUUGUCUCCCGUGCAGAACACGUAGGUUCUCUGAAGCGACCUGACGUUCUUUUGCAGAAGCGAUCUGACUUUCAAGCCGGGAAAUGCACCACUGAAGAGCUCAAGGCGGUCGAAGAUGAGAGCAUCGUUGAGGCCGUACGCAUCCAGUUGAACUUGGGUCUCGAUACCAUCACCGAUGGCGAAUAUCGACGUACCAUGUUUUACGAUGGCUUGUUCGACUGCCUGGACGGAUUCAACGUGAUCAACGACCCGCCGCAGCAUCUUUUUCAGAAGAAGCUAGAGCGGACGAAACCCCUGUACGGCGAAGCGUUCGACUUCCUCAAGAAGCUCGCGGGUCCUGAGAACCUACAGAAGCUCAAAUUGACCUUGGGCGCCCCGGAAUGGUACCACUUCCGCCACGGCAAGUACACGUACGAAUCGACCGCGUACGCGAAUGACGAUGACUACUUCGCGGACCUUAUUAAGAUAUAUCGGGACGAGUUCCGGGACCUGUAUUCAAGGGGCUGCCGGCACAUUCAGAUAGAUGAUCCGAUUUUGGUGUCGUUCUGCGACGAGAAGCUCCGGCAACUUAUGCUCAAAGAAGCAGUCGAUCCUGAGGCACUUCUCGACACGUACAUCCGCGUCCUAAACGGGUGUAUCGCCGAAAAGCCUUCGGACUUGCUCGUCAGUGUUCACAUAUGCAGGGGGAACGUAAGGCCCGACCGCCAACCAUUCAUUUGGGGUCCAUACAAUCGCAUUGCGAAGAAGCUAUUCAAUGAUCUCAAGUUCGAGCAGUACUACCUGGAGUACGACACCGAACGGGCAGGAACCUUCGAGCCCCUCCAGUAUCUCCCUAGAAACAAACACGUUGUCCUCGGCCUGGUAUCGACGAAGUCCCCGGAGCUCGAAGAUCCGGUCGUCCUCCGCGGGCGUAUCAUGGACGCCGCCGAGGUGAUAGCACGCGGGGAAGUGCCGCGCUCCGUGGAAGAGGCCCUCGAUCAACUCUCCAUAAGCACGCAAUGCGGCUUCGCGUCACACGCUCCCGGAUUUGCGGCGGUGACUUACGAGGACAUGGUGAAGAAGUUGACGCUCGUUCGAGACGUGGCGCGCACGGUUUGGGGUGCAACGUAAACAUUGGUCACGCAGGUGUACAUUAUGUCCGCCAUUUCACGUACUACGAAAGGAAGCUCUGUAAAGG
Messenger RNA from Trametes versicolor FP-101664 SS1, 1180 nucleotides. RefSeq names its product UROD/MetE-like protein. Lineage: Eukaryota; Fungi; Basidiomycota; Agaricomycetes; Polyporales; Polyporaceae. Gene Ontology annotation, molecular function: zinc ion binding; 5-methyltetrahydropteroyltriglutamate-homocysteine S-methyltransferase activity. Bases 1 to 1113 code for a protein of 370 amino acids. The record is from RefSeq and is a predicted model, not a curated record. The transcript is spliced from 12 exons.